Molecule: messenger RNA, 1420 nt
Organism: Neolamprologus brichardi
Lineage: Eukaryota; Metazoa; Chordata; Actinopteri; Cichliformes; Cichlidae
Source: RefSeq, a predicted model, not a curated record
CGUGUUGUUAACAGGGUUUAGCUAGUCCAAUGUAGUGUAUGAUGAGGCCCGGUUAAGUAACGACAGAAUUUGGGGAACUUUGAAGAGCCAUAGGGAUUAUCGUUGAUCAAGCAUCCUUAAGACUUUCUGACCCGCGGGCAGAUUUUUUAUUUUUAUUUUUAUUUAUUUUUUUAGAUCUCACCCACAAGUCACAUCUGAUGGGCCAGCAGUUAACAGUUGUUAGCAGUUGUUAACGUUCUUAGUGUCUGUACGUGGAACCUCAGCCAGCAAUGGCCACUCAUUUCCGUAGCUACAUCUGGGACCCGGUCCUCAUCGUGUGCCAGAUCGUGCUGAUGCAGUGCAUCUACUACAGCUUUUUGGGUCUGUGGUUGGCUGGAGUGGACAGCCUUGUGCAGAGUAGUCGGUCAUUGGACCAGAUCUUCAACUAUCAAGCUCUCGGUUUUGCAACCGUGCAAGGCAGGCUCUCAAUGAUGGCAUUCAUCUUGAAUUCUCUUACCUGCGCCCUCGGUCUGUGGUUCUUCAUCCGCCGAGGGAAACAGUGCCUGGACUUCACGGUCACCGUGCACUUCUUCCACAUGAUCGGCUGCUGGAUAUAUAACGCUCAUCUUCCAGCUGCCUUGUCCUGGUGGCUCGUCAACAUAGCCUGCAUGGCGUUGAUGGCUGUAAUUGGAGAGUACCUGUGCAUGCGGACUGAGCUCAGGGCAAUUCCAGUCAACACUGGACCGAAAUCUAAUCUGUGAAUUUUCUUUGGUGACAGGCUGAAAGAUUGUGAAGGGGUAAUCCUUGAGGGACUCACUGAGGAGGGUUUUUUUCCACCCUCCACUCUUGGAAAAGAAAAAGAACAUGAACCUCUGUCAGCACGCAUGUCGGAUUUUCGUGCUUUGUCUGUUUCCAUCAAGUGGUUCACCCACCCGGACCUGAUCUAUUUAUUCAUAGCUGCACAUUAAAUAUUGGACAGUGCAAAUUUGUAGCAUAUUAAGACACCUGUUUUAAGUCUUUUGAAAGCACAUGCCAGUUUACAUCCUCCUCUAAACUAAAUGACUACAAAUGUUGUUUUGUUUGUUUUUUUAAGUAAGUUUUUAUGUUGAAAUUCAUUAUUUUCAUUCCUUAAUUUUAAGAAUUUUUUUCUGAUUGUUGUUAAAUUUAGCAGACAUACACAUACGCAAAUUAAAAAGCUCUGUCCUAACAGCACUUUAAAGAUGCCAGUGUGCAAAUUUCACAUCAAAGUUUUAGUUACUGCUUCUUAAAGCUGCUUUUAAACGUUAAAUAUAGGGAGAAAUGUGUUUUUAGACAACAAAAAGGUACAGUGCUUAGCAGAUUUAUUAGACCAUCUGUCACAAAGACAAAUAUUUUAGAAAUCUGUCAAAAAACUUCACCUACAAAAACAAAUGUUUCAAAUCUGUAAUGGAUGUAAAAAAAA